AAUUGAAUAAAUGUUAAGAACAUGAAGUGUGAACUAAUAAAAACAUCUUACAGUUCCAGAAUUUACCAGGCACUACGAAGAACUUGCAUCAGUUUUCCCAGAAGCAUCAGAAAAAGAUUACAUUUUGGAACUACUUAAAGAAAUCAUUGAUAAAGGGUCAGAGAGGACUGAUGUCUGUCCCAGCAUGUCAGAUCGUAGACAUGACGCACCCUUCAUAGACAACCAGUCUGUUACAGCUUCAAAUACUCACGGUGUUGAAUUCCCCUUCCAUUGUAAGAGCUGUUCUGAGUUCAAGGAUUCAUCUAAAUGGGAACUGUUUGAACCCUCGGAGAUCUCAGAUGAUGCACAUGAGAUGAUGUACAGAAUCACUCUGGAAUCAGGCUGUUAUGAGUGCAGGAGAACCGGUCUUCGUGUUGAAUGUUCUGGUGACGUUCAGCUGGAGUAUCAAACAUGUGACUGGGAUCGUGUUCAUCAUGAACCAGUAAUGAAGGAUUAUUCACCCUGUGGUUCAUUGAUGGAUGUUAAAGUCAUCUCAGGAGAACUGAAGGCUGUCUAUCUACCUCAUUUUCUUUGUUUAGGUGGAUCUAUUGAUGAGGAUAAAGUGAAAGUUCUUCAUGUUGAAGACAAUGGAGUUUCACUGGAGAAAUGUGAGUUAACUCGAUUUCAUGCCAAGCUUCUGGAUAACACAUUUUCUGUAAAAGGUCUUCUGGUGUGGAUGGGCUUUCCUGUGAAUAUUCACUGUCAAACACUGAUCUAUCAGACUGGAAAAACUCAUCUGACACUUCAUGUCUACCUGAUUCCAAAUGAUAAGACAUUGAAAGAGGCCAUUAAUAAAGAAGAGAGUACAAUUAUGUUGAUCAAAAAGCCGAAACCUGUAAAUCCACUUCCGAUGAACACCUGGUUUACAUUUACACCACUGAAGAAAUCUGAGUUUCGUUCUCAAAUCACACCUGAGCGUUUACAGCUCACAUACAGUGACAAUUACUUUGAAGUAUACGUUGAAUCCCCAAAAAAGGACUUCUCUCUCCAGCUAAAGCCACAGAAAAAGGAUGAAGUUGUAUGGGAUGUCAGUAUACGUAAGGGUGAUUACAAGCAGAUCACUUCAACAGUUGAUGGACACACAUCAGCUCGUUUAACUGGUACAGGAUCUGUGUCUGAUAUCCUCCUCGAAUGUCUUGAAGAUCUGAAAUCUAAGGAACUGGAAAAAUUUACAUGGUAUUUGACUAAAGACUCAUUUGAGGGGAAAGACAAAAUUCCCAGAAGCAAACUGGAGGACAAAGAAAUAUGGGAUAUUGUGACAUGUAUGAUUGAACAUUAUCAAGACAAUGGUGCUGUUAAAGUUACUCUGAAGGUUUUGGAAGAGAUGAAUCAAAACCAUCUUGCAGAACAAUUGCAGGAGAAGUAUAGACAGUUUCAGCAGUAACAACAUAAACAAGCGGUGUUCAUGGUAGACACGUAACUUCCGGUUAACUCCGCUACGAAUAAAUAACAACAAAGUACUUUAAACACAGUUCAUUUGUAUAAUAAGCUAAAUAAACAACACGUAGAUUACCUAGAAAACCAAAACAUUUGUUAUUUUCGAUGAGGUAUUUGUUCAAGAGUUCAGUUUAGCAACUAGUCGGACCAUUAACAAACAGAAACCGGAAGUAAAGUUCGGACCAGACACGUUAUCGCGUCACUGCACAUGCGUCCAAUGAAACCGUCUAUAAAGUGUAAAGCUGAAUUUGAAUAACAUGACGAUGAGCACGACUGACGACUUUCAGCAAAGGCCCGAACACAAGCAGCCUACAGGUUUCAAUUCAUUUCAAAUCACAGAGAAAACAGAACUGCAGCACAUAAAACAGACAAGAGCUCAGCAAAUAUGAAGAAAAGAUAAAACACUAAUCAAGAUAAAUAAACAUGGGUGACAAUAAUGAGAAACACAUUCAGGUACUGUAUGUAUUCUAACUGGAUGUAAACAUACAAAAUAAUCAUCUUGUAAAAAUGUAAAGAUUUUUCUUGUGUAUUGGUUAAUGUCAAAUAAGAAUAUCUGAGACCUCUUUCAAAUGUGUGUUUUUAUAUUUACUUUAGUAUGACUUUUAUGUUCGCUAUUAAAUUUGACUGACAUUUUGCUAUCCCUGCUUAUAAAACCAGCUUAAACCAAGCCAAGCUAUUGUUCAGCUAGUUUUGCCGGUUGGCCAAAAUUCUUUUAAAACCGGCUUGCUAAACCAGCAGGAUGACCAGCUAAAAUAAGCUUGUUUUUAUCUGGGGUUUUUUAGAAUUUCUAAUUUUAUGGAAGUUACAUUAACCUACAGUGACAUUGUGAUUCAGACUGUUAAUUUAAUGAUGUAAACAAUAAAAUCUCUUUGAAAUUUA
Misgurnus anguillicaudatus (oriental weatherfish) is the source of this 2355-nucleotide messenger RNA. RefSeq lists its product as uncharacterized. The record is from RefSeq and is a predicted model, not a curated record. Lineage: Eukaryota; Metazoa; Chordata; Actinopteri; Cypriniformes; Cobitidae.